GCGCAGCGAAUAGAUGGAGGAAAAUAAAAAUUUUCGUGGAGUAUAUAAUAACGUGACACGCGGAAGUCAGAUUCGUUAAACAUAGACGCGCUCGACGCCGACCAUGAAGACCCUACUUUGCAUCGCCGCGGUUCUGGUCGUCACCGGAUCUGCUUUUCCGGAAGCGAGCCUCAUCCAAACUCUGCGGAUGAUCAGAGGACGUGGUAUCGAAAUUGCGAACUUCCCAGAUUACGAAGACAAGUGCGCCAAUGAUAAACCCAGAGAAUGCAUAAGCUGCGAUACGGCGAAAAUUUGUUUACCGAACGGCAGCCCGAUAGCCAAAGUCAACUGCUCGAUGUUCAGCCCUUCCAAGCCAUUCUGCGACCCCACGGAUGGACAAUGCACUGCGAAACAGCCCUCGAAGUGCAAAGAAGAUUCGAAGGACGAUUUCCCAUGCCCAUCGGAAGAUGGUACCUACCCCGAUCCCUCCGACUGUACGAAGUUUCACUUUUGCGCCGGUGGCUCAAACACUCCGGUAAUCUGUCCACAGAAUAACGUUUACGAUCACAGCCUGGGAACUUGUAAGCUUCGUAAAAAAACGCAAGACUGCGUGAAGUUCGAUUGCACGCGCAAAGAGGGGGAGUACAUUUUGUAUCCAAGCGACGACCGAAUUUGGGCGACCUGUGCCGCCGGUGUUGCUUAUAUAAUGGGACGUUGCAAGGAUUACGAAGCGUUCAGUAUCGCGGAAAAUAGAUGCACGAGAGUUUGCAGGAGUGUCGAGAAUCAGCCGAUCGAGGGACAGUGCGACAAGUACGUCAGGUGCGCGGAAAUCGGUAAUGGGAAACUUGAGCCGGUUGAGUUUCCUUGUCCACCUGGUCGCGGAUUUGACACGGAAGCUAAGAUUUGCAGCGCGAGUGCUUCUUGUCUGAAAACAAGCGGGGACGAUGGUACGACUUCAACCGGUUCCGGAAUUAACAAUUCCGGUAACCAGAACACCGAGAAUAACGUGACCAAUGGUAAUGACAAUGGAAACGCAAACGUGGUAAAUGGCAACAAUAACGAGAAUAAUUCGAAUUCAGCAAACGAUGGGUCUGAAAAUGAAAGACAGCAAUUGGGCCGCAUAAAUAGUUCGGGUAAUAACAAUGCUAAUAACACAGUUACCAACGGAAACGACGACACCAACGGGAACCUGGUCAACGGUAACGCAAAUUCCAAUAAUGAAAAUUCGGGUAACGUGGGCUCUGGAAAUAGGAGGCAGCUAUCGGGGCGCAUAAAUAGUUCAGGUAAUAACAAUGCUAAUAACACAGUUACCAACGGAAACGACGAUACCAACGGGAACCUGGUCAACGGUAACGCAAAUUCCAAUAAUAAUAAUUCCGGUGACGUGGGCUCUGGAAAUAAAAAGCAUCAAUGGGGGCGCAUAAAUAGUUCGGGUAAUGAUAACACGAAUAAUAACGUUUCCAACGGCGAUGACAACACGAAUGGAAACCUGGUCAAUGGGAACAGUAAUUCCGGUAACAGUAAUACCGGAGACGUGGCCUCUGGAAAUAGGAGGCAGCAAUCGGGGCGCAUAAAUAGUUCGGGUAAUGAUAACGCGAAUAAUAACGUUUCCAAUGGCGACGACAAUACGAAUGGAAACCUGGUCAACGGGAACGGUAAUUCCGGUAACAGUAACAACGGAGACAUUGCUUCUGGUAACGAGGAUCACCGUAGACGACCAGGGCGUAUAAACAGUUCCGGAAAUGGCAACAGCGAUAACACCGUUAGCAAUGGGAAUGACAGCGUGAACGGAAAUUUGGUAAAUGGAAAUACCAAUUCGAAUAAUUCGAAUUCGGGAAACGUUGCCUCCUCCAAUACCGCAGGGGCUGGACGCAGAGGUCGAAUGUUGGGUCGUAUAAACAGUUCGGGGGACAACAAUACCCACAACAACGUGUCGAACGGUGACGACAGUAACAACGGAAAUAUCAUCAAUGGAAACAAAAACUCUGGAAAUUCGAACUCCGGUAAUACCGGGUCCGGAAACGACGCGAAUGCUCACGUACAAGUAAUAAAUAACAAUGGUAACAACAACGCCAACAACAUAUUGGACGACCACGAUAACGUAGGUAGUAAUCUGUCAAAUAACAACAACAACAACGACGACAACGACGACGACGAGAACUCGCAAAAUGUUAGCCCGAACAACAACGGAAGCGAAGUUCAUAAUGGACCACAAUCAUUGUCAGAGGCGAUUCGACAGCUAAUCGAAUGGUUUAAAAGCAUAAUAGGUAACGGUGCUCCAACGCAAGACAUUAAAACUUCAGAAUUUGAGAAAACUCUCGAAAUUUUGACAGCUAAAGCAUCGAAACAAUCUCAUUCGUAGCUUAUUGAUAAUCAAUAAUUAUUCAACAAUGUAAAACACCAAUACGCACAGAGAACGGUCACUCAUCUCGGUAAUUUACACACAAAAGUGAAUGCAGAAUUCUCUGCUAUAUUCAAUCCAGUUACCUGCAUAAUAUACGGUCGCUAAUCUGGUUUUCAAAUUACAAACCGGUUUCCCCAGCAUCCACGUCGAGGGAUGAAAUUCAUCGAACCUUGCACGAAUAAUGUUCGCCCUCAGACGGUAACGAACGUUGAUGGUUGGUAAAGCGCAUCGACCGCUGCGACAAUAGUUCCCACUGCAUAGCUACUGUUGAUAAGUUCAGAAAAAAAUUUCGCUAUUUGAAAAAAAAAAUACAUCGAUAACUAAACGAAUAAAAUAAAAAUAUGUAAAGAGAUAAAAAAAAAAAUUGCGGCAUGUUAAAUAAUUAACAAAAAUUCCUUACGUCAGUAAAGCUCACCGGUCUCAGAUGCUGAUCUACUGCGUCACUUGGAUGCAAGUGCAGUUGCCACUAACUUUGGGUCUGUUCGAAUCGCGGGCACCUCGACGUAAACUCAAAAUAUAACUUAAUGCGUAUCAACGAAAUUAUCCACUGUAACUGAUCCCGACCGUACGAGGUCUAGUGACAAACUGAGGAGAGGAGUACCGGGCCGGCUUUUGAUCAGAGGCAUUACUUCAAUACUAGGAAUCCCUCUGGCGUUAUGUACGCACCAACACCGUACGAUGUAAACACAAACAUACGAUACACAGGCACCUAUGAAAAUAAAGGAUUAUCGGUUUCAAUGAGUUACAAAUAAUUAUCGGUCUACGAUUCUAUACAUUUAAGAUUUCGCUGCUCACAGGGAAUACAGAGACUAUGAUAUAAUUAUAACUAAACAGGGGUUUUGAUUAAUAUAUAUCUGUAAGAUAUACGUACCAUACAUGAUGUAUAGGUAUUACAUGUAAUCUUUGUUCACAUCAAUGUAGUAUUGUGAUUAUAAUAAUUGAUAUUACAUAAAAUUCAAUUCGAAAAUAGAUUGAGAAAAAAAAAAAAAAAAAAAUUCUUUAAAUUUGAGCGCAACAUUCAGAAUAAUUUAUCCGUAUACAUAUUACAUUGUGUUUUACAUAUAUCUAUACUAUAUGCAAUUUAAUUAUUAUCAUAUUUUAUUGUCAUUAUCGUAAUAUAAUUUAUAUUACGCGUGUUAUUGUCUGUAUAGUUAAACACCCAAAAUACAUUAUAUAAUAAAUUAUGUAUGUACAGUAGGUACAUACAUAUGGUAUUGUCA
Molecule: messenger RNA, 3603 nt
Organism: Athalia rosae (coleseed sawfly)
Lineage: Eukaryota; Metazoa; Arthropoda; Insecta; Hymenoptera; Athaliidae
Exons: 2
Coding region: 104-2341 (745 amino acids)
Cellular component (GO): extracellular region
Molecular function (GO): chitin binding
Source: RefSeq, a predicted model, not a curated record